This is a messenger RNA of Sus scrofa (pig), 952 nucleotides long. The record is from RefSeq and is a predicted model, not a curated record. NCBI's taxonomy places the organism in Eukaryota, Metazoa, Chordata, Mammalia, Artiodactyla, Suidae.
UUACGUGUGGGGCGCGGGGGCGCUUGGCGCGGGCGCCCGCAGAGGUCAACGGACACUUAAGCGAGGGAGAUUCCAUCGUGUCUGCCCCAGGGGGGAAGGUGGGAAAGAGGUCAAAAUGCAGAUCUUCGUGAAGACCCUGACCGGCAAGACCAUCACCCUGGAGGUGGAGCCCAGUGACACCAUCGAGAAUGUGAAGGCCAAGAUCCAGGAUAAGGAGGGCAUUCCCCCCGACCAGCAGAGGCUCAUCUUUGCAGGCAAGCAGCUGGAGGAUGGCCGCACUCUUUCUGAUUACAACAUCCAGAAAGAGUCCACCCUCCAUCUGGUUCUGCGUCUGAGGGGUGGUAUGCAGAUCUUCGUGAAGACCUUGACCGGCAAGACCAUCACCCUGGAGGUGGAGCCCAGUGACACCAUCGAGAAUGUGAAGGCCAAGAUCCAGGAUAAGGAAGGCAUUCCCCCCGACCAGCAGAGGCUCAUCUUUGCAGGCAAGCAGCUGGAAGAUGGCCGCACUCUUUCUGAUUACAACAUCCAGAAAGAGUCCACUCUCCAUCUGGUUCUGCGUCUGAGGGGUGGUAUGCAGAUCUUCGUGAAGACCUUGACCGGCAAGACCAUCACCCUGGAGGUGGAGCCCAGUGACACCAUCGAGAAUGUGAAGGCCAAGAUCCAGGAUAAGGAAGGCAUUCCCCCUGACCAGCAGAGGCUCAUCUUUGCAGGCAAGCAGCUGGAAGAUGGCCGCACUCUUUCUGAUUACAACAUCCAGAAAGAGUCCACUCUCCAUCUGGUCCUCCGUCUGAGGGGUGGCUGCUAAUUCUCCAGUCUUGCAUUCAUAAUGCCCACUGAUGGCAUUACUCUGCACUCUAGCCAUUUGCCCCAAUUUAAGUUUAGAAAUUACCAGUUUCAGUAAUAGCUGAACCUGUCCAAAAUGUUAAUAAAGGUUUUGUUGCAUGGUAGUGUA